This is a messenger RNA of Ailuropoda melanoleuca (giant panda), 831 nucleotides long. RefSeq lists its product as uncharacterized. The record is from RefSeq and is a predicted model, not a curated record. The transcript has 3 exons. NCBI's taxonomy places the organism in Eukaryota, Metazoa, Chordata, Mammalia, Carnivora, Ursidae. Bases 1 to 639 code for a protein of 212 amino acids.
AUGUUUAAGUGUAUCAAGUUUAGCCCUGGAUUGCCAGAUAAGCCCAAUAAGAGGCCAAUCGGACAAGGAAAACAAACAGAGCGCGCGCGGCGCGGGGGAGCGGCCCCCUCCGCCGAGGCUGAGCGGCCGCCGCUGGGCCGGGAGCCGGGAGGGUGGGGCCGCCGNCCCGCCACUCCACAGCUCGGGAUAAAGAGCGGCCGGGGACCUGCGCGCUCGCCGAGCCCCGGCCCCAGUGGCGCGGCCGCGCUCCAGGUAAGCCUCCUGCUCGUGCACGGGGCCGACGUGCUGGGGGGCGCGAGGAACGUGGCGGGGGGCGCGAGGAACGCGGCGGAGUCCUCGAGCCGCAGUGGAGCCGGCGUCGCCCUUCGCUGUCAGGCGCGGGCCUCCGCUGCCGCCAGGGAUCCGAACGCUCUCCAGGCACCGUGCUGUGCCAGGCUUUGGGUCCUCCGCACACCCUCUGGAGCGUCCCUCCCUCUCGCGGCGCCCGACUUGGCUGGGUCCCCUAGCCGCGGAGUCCGGAAGCAGCAGGUUCGUGAGUGGAGCCCAGCCUUAUAUGGACUGAUCGCUCGGGCAAUGGCCCAUUUUUUCCUCGCCACCAGCCUCCACCGCGCGCCGAGCGGCCGCCGGAGCCCGAGCUGACGCCUCCUUGGCACCCCUCCUGGAGUUACAAACUAGGGCCCGGCCCGCAGCGCUCGGCGCGCAGGCCGCCCAUUCCCUGCGUCCAUUUCCGCGUGGUUUCAGAGAAGACACAGGCGCUGCAUUUGGUCUUUUUUCCCCUUCCCCUUCCUUAUAGUUUCUUUCUCUUUUUUAAAAUAAUAAUUAUCUCAAUAA